Periconia digitata is the source of this 1307-nucleotide messenger RNA. Lineage: Eukaryota; Fungi; Ascomycota; Dothideomycetes; Pleosporales; Periconiaceae. The record is from the annotation of a GenBank genome assembly.
AUGCGACUCCAUCACCUCCCCCUUCUCGCGCUCGUCCUAGGAGCAACAGCGAAGCACAAUCCAGCGCCUAUCCUCCCCGAUUCCCUCUCCAACGAGCUCCUCUACCUGCACCGACACCUCGUCGAAAUCUCAUCGAUCACCGGGUCCGAAUUGAAAGUCGAACACUGGCUCUCCUCGUAUCUCGAAAGACAAGACUUCUCUGUCGAACUGCAGGAAGUAUCCAAGGACCGUUACAAUAUCUAUGCGUACAGCGGGGAGAAGCGCGCAACCCCAGUCCUCGUCUCCUCGCACAUCGACACCGUACCACCGUUCUGGCCGUACUACCACAACAAAACUACAGAUGUAAUAGGGGGAAGAGGGUCUGUAGACGCCAAGGGGAGUGUAGCCGCGCAAAUUGUAGCCGUGCAGAGCUUACCGCAGAACAUACGCGAGAACGUUGCGCUUCUGUACGUUGUGGGUGAAGAGACGGGCGGAGAUGGCAUGCGCGCUUUCUCGUCAUGGGAUGAGCGACCAGAGCCAGCUCACAAAGCCGUCGUUUUCGGCGAGCCCACCGAGGGCAAGUUGGUGUGUGGGCAUAAGGGUAUACUUGGUUUGACUAUCCACGUUCAGGGCAAGGCGGCGCAUUCGGGAUAUCCGUGGCUUGGGCUAUCGGCCAACGAUAUUCUUUCCGAGGCUUUGAGUGAAUUGCUGAAACUGAGGGAUGGUGGCCUGCCAUCUUCCAAGCAUUACGGAAACACGACCGUCAAUUUUGGGAAGAUUGAGGGCGGUGUGGCGGCGAACGUGGUGGCUGAAACAGCGUCUGCUAAGCUUGCUGUUCGCCUCGGGGGUGGUACCCCAAAGGAGGUCUAUGAUCUCAUUGUAAAAUCCCUGGCUAAUGUAAAGGCCGCUGCACAGGAGGCUGGCGGUGAUCUGACGAUCGAGCGGGAAAGCGAGGGCUACCCACCUGUCAACAUCGAUUGUGACGUUGAAGGGUUCAAGCGUAUGACAGUGAACUACGGGACUGAUGUUCCCUUGCUGAGUGGAGACCAUAAAAGAUAUCUCUACGGGCCGGGGACUAUCUUUGUCGCGCACUCAGAUCACGAAGCACUUGAAAAGAAAGAGUUAGAGCAAGCAGUGCGGGAUUACAGAACUCUGAUCGUUGCGGCUGUCCGAGACACUGCUAAAGCGCAGGAGGUGGAAGAGCUGUAGAAGAACCAAAGUCAAAAAAAAUAGUUCGCAAUACUGUACAUAACGCAAACGAUGAAUACCAACAGCGAUGACUCCUGACAUCGUCUGUCUUCCCAUAUCCCGACUUUCGCUGCAAUUCC